Molecule: messenger RNA, 4596 nt
Organism: Notothenia coriiceps (black rockcod)
Lineage: Eukaryota; Metazoa; Chordata; Actinopteri; Perciformes; Nototheniidae
Gene: cnnm1
Product: cyclin and CBS domain divalent metal cation transport mediator 1
Exons: 9
Coding region: 19-2541 (840 amino acids)
Biological process (GO): magnesium ion homeostasis; transport
Cellular component (GO): plasma membrane
Molecular function (GO): transmembrane transporter activity
Source: RefSeq, a predicted model, not a curated record
UUCUGUAGUUCAUUCAGCAUGAUGGCUGCGGAUGCUGCGGAUGCUCUCGGCUGCAUCCUGCAUCCGCGCCGGCUCUCUCUACUCUUCCUCACCGUUACCCUCUCCUCUCUGCCGGCCCCCACAGCAGCGCUGCUCGGUGUCCGGCCGGAGGACACCCAGAGCGGGGAGCUGUCCGUCCAGGAUGGGAUACUGAGGGCGAUCGAGGGGACCCGCUUCAUACUGAGGGUGUACUACUCCGCAGCCCCUGCUACGGAGCAUCCCAACCGCUUGAACAUCAGUGGCAGACCUGCCGCUCCGUGGAUCGCGUUUAUAGAGGAAGCAGGGGGGGACAGUGGGGACACGGAGAAGGACAGGUCCACAGGGAAUCCAUGCGAGGACGAGGAUGCCCGGAGCUCAGACAUCGAGUUGCUGGGCUCUUUCAGAUCCACAUCAAGUCACAACUCAGUUUUGGUAGAGCUGCUCGCUAAAGACCUGCGCAGAGGCGAGCUCAUCAAAUACUACUCCAUGUGCGCAUUUGAUGGAGUGAAAUGGGAACAUUUCACCACCAAAGACUUCUGGUUGGCGGUGGUGGAGAGACCUCCGGAGGCAGAUGUUUGGCUCCAGGCGGGUGUUUCGGUGCUCUUGAUAGGACUGUCUGCCCUCUGCAGCGGGUUGAACAUCAGCAUGCUGGCUCUGGACCCCGUGGAGCUGAGGGUCCUGCAGAAUAGUGGCACAGAGAAGGAGCAGAAAUAUGCACGGAAGAUAGAGUCAGUGCGUAAACAUGGGAACUACAUCCUUUGCACCGUGGUGUUGGGAAACGUGCUUACAAAUACAUGCUUUGUGGUGUGGAUGUGCCAGAUUUUAGGAUUGACUGCUCUCUCAACAGCCUCAUGCACUUUGGGAAUAUUCUUCUUUGGAGAGAUUUUACCUCACUCCCUGGCGUCAAGGCACAGUCUCGCCAUCGCCUCAAAGACCCUCUGCGCGACCCGCCUGCUGAUGCUGGUGUUUUUCCCCAUCGCAUAUCCAGUCUCCAAGAUCCUGGACAUCAUGCUGCACCAAGAGAUCAGCAACUUUUACACCAGGGAGAAGUUGGUGGCCAUGCUGCGCGUCACAGAUCCGUACCACGACCUGGUUAAAGAGGAGCUGAACAUCAUCCAGGGGGCCCUGGAGCUGAGGAACAAAACCGUAGAGGACGUGCUGACCCCACUCUCUGACUGCUACAUGCUGUCUUCGGACGCCGUCCUGGACUUCUGCACCAUGUCGGACGUGAUGCAGAGCGGCUUCACCCGGAUCCCGGUCUACGAGAACGACAAGUCCAACAUAGUGGACAUCCUGUUUGUGAAAGACUUGGCCUUCGUGGAUCCUGACGAUUGCACUCCCCUAAAAACGAUCACUCAGUUUUACAAGCAUCCCAUGCACAGCGUGUUCAAUGACACCAAGUUGGAUGUGAUGCUGGAGGAAUUUAAGAGAGGGAAGUCCCACCUGUCCGUGGUGCAGAGGGUGAACAGCGAAGGUGAAGGAGACCCCUUCUAUGAAGUGAUGGGCAUCGUCACCCUGGAGGACGUCAUAGAGGAGAUCAUCAAGUCUGAGAUUGUGGAUGAGACAGACCUGUUUAAGGUGGAGCCUUUUAGGCCAUGUCACCUGUCAGACAAGAUCUUGCUGCGUCUCAUCAAACAUCCCAGCGUUGUGCAGGAACUCAAGUUCAACCCCAAGAACAAACACGCUCCUCAACACUACCUCUUCACGAGAAACAAACCUGUGGACUACUUUGUCCUCGUUCUGCAGGGACGGGUAGAGGUAGAAAUCGGAAAGGAGGCUCUUCACUUUGAAAAUGGAGCUUUUUCACAUUAUGGCAUGCCAGCAGUCAUCAUGCCCCUGCCUAUUGGUCGGAGACAUAGUUCCCGGGGCAGUGGUCUGAACCACUCAGAAUCACUGCUGAGUGGAGGCAGUGCGGGUCAGCUCACUACAGGAGGGGGGGUCUACUUGCCAGACUACUCAGUCCGACAGCUAACAGACCUGCAGAUCAUCAAGAUCACCAGGAACCACUACCAGAACGCCCUCACAGCCACCAGGAUGGACAGCUCCCCUCAGACUCCAGACCCCCUGGAUCCUGAUGCUAAAGGGAGGCCUGCGGUCCCAGAGGUCCGCUCACACAGCAUUGCCCUCCCCCUCACACACACACACACUCGGCUGGGGCUGGCCCGCCUUGCACAUCUCCAUCCCUACGGUGGCCUUCGCAACACCUCCCAGCUCAAUGCGAGGAACCGAAUUGUUCGCAGCAAAUCUGACGGGCAGAGGAGUCCAAAUGAUACCGUGUUCCUCCGUUUGGACGAGAUUCCCUAUAUUCACGAGGAUCGGCCGGAAACGUAUGGAGAGAAUGACGUGCCUACAGACUCCCCGCCCUUUGCCUCUCCCUUCAUCAGCUCUCUGUCUCUGUCCAGCUCGGAAGAGAACAUUGGGAAGAAGCUAUUGCGUAAAUUGAGUAACAAGAGGAGGAAAAAGUCUCGGGAUGGAGAAAACUGUUUGGAGGAAGGUUCAGAGCAACCACCAGUGACGAGCUAGCACAGUGACGCUGAGGAAGAGGGAUGAAGCUUCUUCCUCUUUAUCACUCACUCAUUGGGUUUUCAUUACUGAACAACCAACCUCUCAUAGACUCCCUCUGUGCUCCUGAAUAACUGAGCCAUCUCAUGAGAUGUAGAAACACUCAGGACCUCACUCGCACCUAGUCCUACCACUGCCUGACUCCACACCCUUAAAAUUAUAAUAAGUGGAACAGAUCUGUAAAAAGAAACUUUAAUAUAAUAUUACUUUUGGAAAAAUCGAAGAAAUAUAGUAUUGGAUUUUUCCAGCCUUACACUGGACUUUAUCAAGGUUUUCAAGUAGUAAACCGAGAAGAUAUUUCUAUGGUAGCUUUACCCAUAAUGUGACCAUUUUAUCAUCUCAUUUAAGCAAUAUGGUCUCCACCAGAUCUCUCAAUAUGGAGCCUCACAAGGUCCUAAUGUAAUAUCUGAGCCAGCUUUACUUGAUCAAACAAUGAAUACAAGAGUUUUUAUUAUUUAUUUAUUAUUGGGAAGUUCCCACAUACUGAUAAAGUUGUUUGCACAGGGAACUUUCCUAAUGUUGCCAUAAGGGUGCCACAUACUGCCAACAAUACCAGACACACUAGCCAUCGGCUAUGAAGAAACAGCCACAAGACAAGAGCACAAUUUUUAUGCCAGAUUUUAAGAACACAAUUAUGAAAAAAGCCAUAAAUUGGCUUGAAUUAUUGUAUACACUGACCUCUGAGCAAGUUCAAAGGGGUAUGCGCAAUUUUGAAAAAGACCUGAGCUUGAAAUAAAACCAUUUAUUACCCGAUUUUUAUAUAAAAAGUUUUAGAAUUACCAAAAGUAAUUGGAGGAUAGCAAUAUAUAUAUAAGUCAUCUAACAUACUGUAAAUGGCUUCAACAUCACACAUUAUUGCAUGUGCCCUACAUACUGUAGUGUCUGUCCUCCCAUUAAAACGUUCCCUUCUCACUGCAUAAGUGUAUGGACACAAUGUCUUUAUCAUCCUUACUAAGCCCACUUUUCUCUAGAUGUACUGUAACCACCGUCUUUCAAAUAAUCAGCCUAUUGUUUCUUGCAUUCAGAACAAGUAGUGGCGAUCAACUCUUACCAUUAGUUACCAUUAGCCAAGCCUCUAUGUACAGUUCAUCUCACUUUAACAGCAUACACCAAUUAAAAAUAAGCUAGGGGUAGGGGGGUUUGCGUUUAGGGAUCCAAAUGGAUGUUAUGAGUAUUCUCGAGGAAAGACUAGUUGCUACCUGCAUGUUUGUUAAUGCUGCUUUUACUGUAGAACUAUCCCCUGUAGAAAGCCCUGUUUUUCCAUAUGCAUGCUUAAGCAAAGGGAUGCAUGCAAAGGAAGAUCUGCAGUAAUAUUUCCCCACAAAGGUGCAGUGUGUAACUUACUAAAAUCUUUGAGAUAAUAGAAGUUUUAACUACAAAAGUUGAGAAAAAAAGUUAGGUGCAAUAAAUACUGCAGCAAGUCUGCCGUUUUAAUGGGGGAAACCAUACAACGCUGCUUGUUGAAGGAACAAAAAUCAAGCCAUUUUUACUGCAAUAAUGAAAUAAUGAUUUGAUCCUUUUCAAAAUGCCAGUAGCAGCUGCAGCUCAGAGUGCACUAAGCUGCUCUGCGUUGUGAAAUAUUGGCAGGUACACAAGAACAAGACAGAGAUAUGAAAGAGGAAAGCAAUAUGACGCACACUGACGUCAAGCCACCACCUCCCGUCAAACACACUGACACACACACAAGGCUUUAUGAGUACAAAGGGAACUGCACUGCUAAGCUAUUCACAUCGACCCCUCUUUGCACAUUGAACAUCCAAUUGGAAGUCAUAUGAUCCGACAGACUGACUCAGUGAAAGAGGAUUUUUGUGAAUCAGAAAGUGUCUCAGCUGAAUGCUCACAGAGAUUUUGCAGUUGUUUAACACUGAUUUAUAUUUGUGAAGAAUUAUAUACUUUACUUAAAAAAAGGCAAAAAUACAUUUUCUAAUGCAAAAAUCUGAUAAUUAUAUAAGUGACCAAAAUACAUGAGAAGACAUACCAUAAUGUUCGACAAAAGGGAUUUCAAAUUAUUAAUAA